AUGUCGUCAUUCACACCCCCAAUCAGAACAAUAUCGUCAAAUACACUAGGGUCGAUGUCAUCUCUUACGCCGAGCGCUCCUAUUGGUGCAGCCAGCAUGGUUAUGAACGUAAAAGUGACGCAUAAGGAUUCUCUUUACUACAUAUGCACAUCGUUGAUGCGAAGGCUUAAAAAGGUCCCUGGAAUAAAGCCAUACAUGGAGCUUGCAUACACUCGGGCGGAGGAGAAUGCAGAGAAGCAGGCCUUAGCAAUUUCAACAGCCACUACUUCAAGUACACUGGAUUCAAACGAGAUAUCGAGGACUCAAAGCAGGAAAAGUGGCCGAACGGGCGUAGUGGCGGACUCAGCAAGAAGCAGAACACUGAUGAGUCUUUCAGAGCGAAGCAGGAAGAGCCAGCUUUCCAUUGCAUCAUCUACAUCAUCGAGAGAUUCGGAAUACGGACCAAUGAACCACUGGAAUUCAACGUUAUUCACAUUUGCGGCAGGUGUUCUUCCAUCGCAGAUUCCUCACGAUCCAGUCACUCCAAUCUGCAAUCUAUUUCAGCAGGGCGCACCUCUUUGCCUCAUAUUUAACGUGAUAAGGCCGGAGCACAAGAUUGACGUAGUUUCGUCCGACGAUUUGAAAGUCUGCAAGAUGAGUGUCUACCAGUUUCUCAGCGCUUGCAAGUUGCACUUGAAUAUUCGUGACGACGAGCUUUUCCCUAUAACGAGUGUGUUCUCGGAUGAUAUUCGCAAUCUUUUGGAGGUGAUCCACUCGGUGAACCUAGUUCUGGACUUAGACCCCAGAUUUGACGUUUCUCCUGUUGAAGAUCAGCUAGUUGUGUCGGAUGAGAGGUCAAAAGUUGUCAAGGAGCUCGUGGAGAGUGAGCGGAAAUACGUCUACGACUUGGAAACACUUUGCAAGUACAAAGACGAGUUGAUGAAGAAGGAGCUGAUCUCAUCAGAUGACAUUAACAUGCUUUUUCCAAACUUGAACGAGAUUGUGGAUUUCCAGCGAAGAAUUCUUGUUGGUCUCGAGUGUAAUGCAGUCGUUCCGUCGGAAUACCAGCGGCUGGGCUCCGUUUUUGUGCAUGCAGGUGUCGAGGGUUUUCAGAUCUAUGAGGCAUGGUCGCUUUUCCAGAAUUCAGCAAUCGAAUUCAUCACGAAGGAGGCAGACAGCUUAAUGCAGUCUUCAUCAGUGAUUGGAAGCCCGUACGAGCUCCAGAGUUUCCUAAUUAAACCCGUUCAACGUCUUUGCAAGUAUCCGCUUCUCCUGAAAUCGCUUCUUAAGUUAUCAAAGGAGACUUGGCCGAAUUACGGCGAGUUGCAGGAUGCAUACGAUAUUGCGUGCGAGGUGGGAAAUACAAUCAACGAGGCACAGAGGAAGUCGGAAAACAUACAGUUACUGAAACGGCUCCAGGAGCAAGUUGUGGACUGGAAAGGAUUCUCGUUGAGUGGGGUGGGGGAACUUCUAUAUGCGAAUGUGGUAAUGGUGAAAGAUUUGCUAAACGAAGGCCACUCUGGCGAGAAAGAGGUCCACUGCUACUUGUUUGAGCACGUGAUCUAUCUUUUCAAGGAGCACCGUGAGAAAAGCGGGUUUCUUGGUGGCCACCGGAAGUCGUCCGGGAGCGCUGGUACAUCCUCACACCACAAAAGCUACGGAAGCGACAAGAACAGAAAUAGCGGCGGGACGUCCUCGGCAAACCGCCGGCUUUCGCUCAACGGAGUCGUCUACAUCAACAAAAUAUACAGAGUGACGAGUUCGGACACUUCGCCGUACUUUUCUGCAGGGCAAGGCCACUAUUUGACGUUGCGAUGGCGUGGAAACCGCGAUACCGGCGGCUGCGUGUUUAAGUUCCGGUCUGAGGAGCACAUGGGCCAAUGGGAGGCCGCCAUUCUUCGUCUCUCGGGCUGUACCGGCGGUACUCCCGACUAUUCCUACGGCUCUGCACCUGCAAGUGCCCACCAGAGCACUGCCAGUAUCCCCGAAUCCUCUACUUCCUAUUUUUCUGCUGCCUCAACGGUCCGGCACCGCACUUCAAGUGCCGGUGGGAACCCCAGCAUGCCGAAUACAGCCAACGGGGGAGUGGUAAACGGUGGAGGGUACCCGUCACUGCCACCUGUCCCACUAUCCGGCUUCCCACAGCUUGUCAGCAAAAAAAAGCGGUCUGUUUCCUCGCCUGCCGCCUAUCUACCGCGGGUCAGGACUCUGUCAUCAUCGGAUUUGCCACCCGUGCCCCAGUACGACAAUCUUUCGUCGAAAUUCUCGCGAAUGAACAUUUCUCCAAGCAACCUCAAGUUCACACAGGCAUCCGUCUCCUACACCAGUACACCAGGAGGCGUGGGGACAUACACCAGUACACCGGGAAGCGCGGGGGCACACACCGGUACACCAGGAGGCCCAGUGGCUAACGGUACUGCCAUUUCUCAAAAUCCAAUGGCACCUCCAACUUCUGGAAUCUACAAAUUGCAGCAGUUUGCCCCUCAGCACCAGGAAAAUCGACGCAUGAGCCCCGCACCAAAAAGUGCUCCCCCAAACGUCUAUUCGCGUCGCCAGCGGUCGGUAUCAUCAAAUCGCUCUUUUUCACCUUUCGACAACCGGAUCCGGAUGAGACUGGUGUACGGAGGUGACGGUGAGUGCGUGCAUGUGUCGGUUAAUCCGGACACGACCUACGGUGAGCUGACGAGAAUUUUGGUCGACAAGCUCAAUUACGUAAUGGUGGCCGAUGGGGUGGCCAAGCGGUUCGAUGCAAGCCUGAUAAAGCUUAAAUUCCAAGAUGAGGAUGGGGACAUGAUCCGGUUCCAGGAUGAUGCCGAUUGGGCAAUUGCCAAGGACAUGCUUGCAGAGAUAUCCGAUGAGGAGCGCAGGAUUCUUACAUUGAAGGUUUACUAG
Messenger RNA from Brettanomyces bruxellensis, 2871 nucleotides. RefSeq lists its product as uncharacterized. Gene Ontology annotation, cellular component: cytoplasm; nucleus; mating projection tip. The transcript has a single exon. NCBI's taxonomy places the organism in Eukaryota, Fungi, Ascomycota, Pichiomycetes, Pichiales, Pichiaceae. The coding region runs from base 1 to 2871 and encodes 956 amino acids. Gene Ontology annotation, biological process: septin ring organization; establishment of cell polarity. The record is from RefSeq and is a predicted model, not a curated record. Gene Ontology annotation, molecular function: protein binding; guanyl-nucleotide exchange factor activity.